AGUCAGUGUGUCGCCUCUAUGGGUGGUGUUAGUAGGCGUCUGUUUCAACUCCCAGCCUGACAGAUUUUUUAUUUUUAUUUUUUUUGUGUGUAACCACGCCUACACAGUGGCUGCCAAGGCUUACCCAUGAGUUAAACCUUCUUUAGUUGGUAAUGAGGAAGGCGUGGGCUCUAGCAGAGGACACCCGAAGGCAGCAGUGGGUGAAAACAAGCAAAAUAAAGAAAAGUUUGGCUGUGAGAAGGUGCUAGACAGCCAGCCAUAGUGACAAGGAGGCACCACCACCAUCACCACCACAGGGAAGGUUGACCCCUCUGGCUCCUCUCUGAUGGUGAAAGCAAGUGACGGCAAGAUGGUGAUGGUGACCCUGCCCAACCCCCUCCAGGACAACUUGGAGGGCGUCAUUGAGGUGCACGGUGUGGGUCAGGGGCAGAAGGUGAUGUGCCAGAGUUACAUCACGUUCCCCCAAAUGCAGGCCGACAAGUUUGAUGCAGCACUGUACGAUGAAGCGCUCAAGCUUAUUCAGUCUGUGAGGGACAACCCAUGGAAGCCAGAUAUCCCUCCAACAUUUUCUUCUCCUUGGAGGGCAAAGUGAAGGUGGGUGACUUCGGCCUGGUCACCACCAUUGCGGAGGAGGAGGAGCAGCAGGCCGCCUACACGCCUGCCACACACCUGCAGAGGUUCCCCGCUGAGCGCACGCAUACUCAUCGUGUUGGAACUCGCCUCUACAUGAGUCCAGAGCAGGUGAGUGGGCAGGUGUACGACUACAAGGUGGACAUCUACUCACUGGGCCUGGUGUUCUUUGAGAUGCUGGUGCCCUUUGGGACGGGCAUGGAGCGCCUGGCCGUCAUGACGCGGCUCAGGGAGGAGCUGCUCUUCCCUCCAAAGUUUGAGGACAACUUCCCUGAUGAGAGCUCCCUCCUCAAGCUGAUGCUGUCCCGGGACCCAGUGUGCCGCCCCACCACACGCGGCCUGAGAGCCCGGCGGCCGCUGCGUCCCCUGCAGGGCCGCAGCGUGGAGGACAUCUUGCCAGAGGACCACUUCCGCCUGUCCCGCCAACGCUCCCACUUCACCGCCUCCUCCUCUUCCACUACAUCACUCUCCACCUCCUCCACCACCUCCACUUGAUGAAGUAUUCCUCCAUGAGUUGUGUCAUGAGUUGUAAUUACAGCAAAAUCCCUCUCAUCCGGCAUUCGAGUAUCCGGCAGCUUCAAGUAUCCGGCACAUUUUUCCCCGAGCCUUAAAAUCAAUAAAAAAUCAAUGUGUACUCAUAAAAUCGAUUAAAAUUCACACGCGAGGCAUACUUUGUCCCCUCGCUACCAGAGCACUCUGCUUUGCACCACCUGUGGCCCACUGCACUGUGUUUACUCAGUGACUCAGUCCCGCAUGUGCACUGUUUAUCGCCUGACGCCUUCAUCAUGCCUAAAGUUGUAGAAAAGAGGAAGCGUGUUGUGCUUACACUUAAGCAGCUGAUCUUUGUUAUGGUAAGAUGGGUGAGUGUAGGCUGGUGAUUGUGGACAUAACUUCACUUCUAUUCAAGUAUCCAGCAAUAUUCAAAUAUCCGGCAUGUCGGCGGUCCCGUUGAUGCCGGAUAAGAGGGAUUUUACUGUAUCAUUCUUUUUUAUCCUUCAUUUAUCUCUGCCUCUUCCUCCUCCUCCUGCUCCUCCUCUUCCUCUUCCUCCACUUGAUUGAACAUUCCUCUUGCCUCUGUCUGUGUGUGUGUGUGUGUGUGUGUGUGUGUGUGUGUGUGUGUGUGUGUGUGUGUUUUUAAUUAGUAGUAUUAUGAGUGUAAAUAAUGUUAAGGUGAUGUGUCUUUGGGGGGAGAGGCAGGGGAAUGUAUUGUGAAGUAAUGAGUGAUGCUAUUCCAGAUACAGCUGUGAUAUUAAUGGGUUCCGGACACACACACACACACACACACACACAUACACUAGGGAUGGGCCAGCAUUUCUACAUUAAUUUCACUCAUAAACAAUUUUAAAUAACCUGAGACAUCUAAUAUAAACAACGGCAGUAACGUAACUUACAUUGUAAUUCAUUAUCUACAUUUACACUUCAAAGAUAACUUCCUCCCUACAAAAAUCUAACAUGACAACUUCUCAUGUGAAUUAUAUUGUAGGUUUAAAUCUUGUAGGGUGAAUAUUUUUAAAAGUUUACCAAAUGGGGCAUUGAAAAGUUGCAGUACAUUAGAUGCACCUAUGUUGUUGAUGUCACAAGGGGUUCAUAGCUAGUCUUGGCAAUACUGAUACAAUCCUUCCAUGCUUUUAAGGGUCUUGUAUGGUCUUAUUGUUGUUUAAGCAGCUCUGUAUGUAAAUAGGUAGAUUUGGUAUUGUUAUUUAUUUAUUAUUGAUUUGUUUAUUUAUUUAUUUUAUUUAUGUGUUUUUUAUUUGAAAGUAGCCAUAUUCUUAAGGUUUUUAUGGUUCUGUUUAUUAUUAUUUGGGCUGUCCUGUGUUUGUGAUUGCUGGACUGAUAUAUAAAUGGGUAGUUUUAUUAUUAUUAUUUUAUUUAUUUAUUUUUUUAUUAUUUUUGAUAUUUUUAUUAUUUUCUUGUUUAUUUUUGUCUUAUUUAUUUAGCCUGCCUGGCAUACAGUUAGAUUUAUUGUUAUUUUCUUGUUUAUUUGUUUAUAUCGUUUUAUUUUAUUUACUGUUUGUUUAGUUAAUGAUUUAGUGUUAUUGGUAUUUUUUGUGUUUAUUUGUGUAUUCGGUUUUAUUUAUAGCUAUAUAUUUAUUUAUUUUUAUUUAUUUAUUUUUUUUAGUUUAGAGUCUGGCCAACAGGGAAAAACUAACAACAAUUAACCCAAAAUUACAAUUACUAUUUGUAUAUCAUUACUUUUCAUAUUAAGGAGACUGGCCAAGGCAGAAAAAAAAGUUCCUGAGGUGUCUAAUACUCCUCUUUUGAGAUAGAAACACUGACAGGCAGAGUCCCAGAGUGCACCAGUGAAGGGGUGAAACAAUGACAAUACUGCCUGGCUCUUGCACUAGUGAGGUGGACAGAAUAGGGAUGAGAAUAAAGAGAAAUUGUCAUAGGAAAUACAAACUGGCAGAUUUUAGAGUGUAACAGUGAAGGGGUUGAAAAAGUGGAGGUACUGUUUAGCUCUUGCACUAGUGGGGUGGACAGAAUAGGAGAGGAUUCUUAAAAGUUUGGCAUUGUUAGCUUGAAAGAUUAUACUUGAAAGAUUAUUACAUGUUGAAAGGACAGAAUAGGGAUGAAAAUAUAUAGAAAGUCUUGUGAAGAUACUGGUUAACUCUUGUACUAGUGAGGUAGACAGAAUAGGAGGGCAUUCUAAGAAGUUUGGCAGUGUUAGUUUGAAAGGCGAUACUUAAAAAGACUUAUUACAUAUUUAAAGGACAGAAUAGGGGUGAAAAUAAAUGAGAAUAAGUAGAAAGUCUUGUUAUCAGGGGGACAUGAGAAAACUUUUGGCAGUGUUACUUUAAAAGUCAAUACUUAAAAAGAUUACUACAUAUUUAAAGUAACCGGUGAUACUUAAAAAGAUUACUACAUAUUUAAAGUAACCGGUGAUACUUAAAAAGUUUACUACUCAUUUAAAGAACAGAAUAGGGAUGUGAAUAAGUGAAAAUAAGCAGAAAAGUUUGGCAGUUUAAGUUUUAAAGAAGCAUUAACGCUUAAAACAAAACGACAGAACAGUGAAGAUAAGUGAGAAGCCUUUUAAUAAGAAGAGAUUCUAUAAAAUUUACCAGUAUUAGUUUAAGAGGUCAUAAAAGAUUACUAUAUAUUAAAAGACAACAUUAGACCUACAUCCAUCACACAAUGGCAAAACAGGUACAAACAACACGAGAUCUUCAGGUCCCAAUGAGAGUGUUUGUAUUUGUGGUGGUAACACUGCACGCCAAAGACACCUCAUAUGUUUGUUUGCUGCCGAACACUGAAGGUUGACUUAGACGUGUGGAAUCAAACAGCUGUGUGCGUUGUGAGUAGUUGUGAAUACGUUACUUAUGCCUAAAAAAGUGUGCUAAAAAUAUCUGUGACAUUUAGGUGAGUUAGAGAGGAGGUGAAGAGACAGAAAGAGGUGAGAUGAAGCGAGAUGAGUUUGUUACCGACUUUUUUCACCUCACAUCACCUCUGUCUCUCUCCUGAACCUCUAAAAAAAUAUGUAUAAUGCAUUUAGACAAGUUAGGAAGGAGGUUAAGAGAGAGAGGUGAGAUGAAGUGAGAAUAUUCCUAUGUAUUUUCUCUCAUAACACCUCAUAUCACCUUUUGUCUCCCCUGAACCUCUAAAAAUAUCAACAAUGAGACAUUUAGACAAGUUAGGGAGGUUAAGAGAGAGAGAGGUGAGAUGAAGUGAGAUUAUUCCUGUCUCUCUCCCAGCUUAAACUUUCAAAAAUAUUUAUAAUGAGAAAUGUAGACAAGUUAGAGAGGUUUAGAGAGAUAGAGGUGAGAUGAAGUGAGAUUAUUGUUUUGUUUCUUGCCUAACACCUUUCUCUCUCUCCUUCUCUUGGCCUCUGCCUCCUCAAAAAGAGCCUAUAUUAAUGAACUGGUGAUGGUACGUGCCUAUAAUAGCUUGUAACAACAUUUCAUCAUAAAAUCUGCCAAUCAAUGCUGGUUGAAUUAUAAUCAUUGUCAUUCCUCAUGCUAAGCUUAGUAUUAUUAUUAUUAUUAUCAUGUCAUGCAUUACUCUUUUCAUUUGUUUCCUGCACCGUCAUUUGUGCAGGAAAUAUCAUGAUGUUUUGGUUGCAAGAGUCCAUGUAUAUAUAGAUUGAGCCAUCGUAUUCAUGUUUUUCAUUGUGUAGUGUUGUAAAUAUACUUUAUCUGUAAAUAAAAAAUGUAUCAU
Scylla paramamosain (green mud crab) is the source of this 4782-nucleotide messenger RNA. Its product is annotated as eukaryotic translation initiation factor 2-alpha kinase 3-like. Bases 541 to 1125 code for a protein of 194 amino acids. Gene Ontology annotation, cellular component: DNA replication factor A complex; site of double-strand break; nucleus. Gene Ontology annotation, molecular function: damaged DNA binding; ATP binding; single-stranded DNA binding. The record is from RefSeq and is a predicted model, not a curated record. The transcript is spliced from 7 exons. Gene Ontology annotation, biological process: nucleotide-excision repair; protein phosphorylation; double-strand break repair via homologous recombination. NCBI's taxonomy places the organism in Eukaryota, Metazoa, Arthropoda, Malacostraca, Decapoda, Portunidae.